GGGGAUUAGAAGGAUAAAAAGUUUCAUAAUUUUGUCAAAGUCUCUUGAUUGAUGGAGAGUGGUGGUGAAGAUAAUACAGAGGGAUCUUCAUAUGUUGAAGAAGACAAGAUCUUUGUGGCACUGGGGAAUGUUAUGAAGGAAAGCAUAUGGACUUUGGUUUGGGCACUGAAGAACUUUCGGAGGAAGAAUUUCUACAUUCUUCAUGUUCACCAGCCAGCUCAAGAGAUCUGUGUCAUGGGUGGGAAAUUUAAAGCAGAUGGACUAGAUAGGCAUCAAGUUAGAGCACACCGAGAAAAGGAAAAGAAGGAAAUGAAUAAUCUUCUAAAAGAGUACCUUGACAUUUGUCUCGAUGAUGGGGUCUAUGCAGAGCCAAUAUGCAUUGAAAUGGAAAAUGUUGAGAGAGGGAUUGUAGAGCUCAUUGCGCAGCAUGGGAUCACAAAACUUGUCAUGAGAGCAGCAUCAGACAGGCAUUAUUCAGAGAAAAUGGAAAAGCUGGAAUCCAAGAAAGCAAUCUUUGUCUACAAUGAGGCCCCAGUUUCCUGCCAUAUUUGGUUUGUCUGCAAAGGGCAUCUCAUCCUCGAGAGGGAAGGUAUUUCAGAGGAAACUGCAAUAAAGGCUCCAUCAGUCCUGGAUAGUCCUAUGAAGAUAAUUCGCCAACUAGAUCAACCGAGAAAUAUACAACUUCCCAAAUCAUUCAGCCAUGGUGCUGGUGGUAGUAGUUGGCCAAGAAGUCCAGUUCAGAAUCAAAUCCAACGAGCUACAUCUACCAUAAGUGACACUACUAAAGUCCCUACAAAACUUACUAAUCCAGUUCAGGACCUAUUCCGACGAGCUUUUUCAUCUCGUAAAAGAAAUACUGAGAGUUCAACAGGAAGGGAACAAAAGGCAUCUUCUUCCAGAGGAGAGGCUUUAGGAAUACAAAAACCAAUUAGAUUUUCUUCUCAGAGUUCAGACUGUUCAUCGCGACUUCCAAUUGGCAAUUCAGAGUCAAUUUUACGGAGUGAGACGACUGAUAAUGAUUCAUCAUCUUCUACUAUUGAGCUUUUACUGGAAAAGUCAGAAAGCUUUAAUGAGAAUGAUGGGAAGAAAGGAACGAACGAAGAACUUGAAAGAGAAAGGCAGGAACUCAAAAUACUGAAGAGCCAACGGGAUCAAAUCAUGGAAGAACUCCGAAUAAGAGAGGAAGAGUUUGCAAACUUGCAGAGACCUCAGUUCUUCUCGGUGUUCUCUGCCUUGGAUAUUGAGUCAGCCACUGAGAUCUUCAACCCAUCCAAGAAGAUUGGAGAAGGGGCAUUUGGGAAUGUCUAUAAAGGACUCCUUCGACAAACCCCCGUGGCUAUUAAGAGGUUUCACAAUCAUUGUUUGGAAGGGCAAAGCAGUUCAGAUUUCCAACGGGAGGUUGAUGUCUUGAGCAAGGUAAGGCAUCCAAACCUUGUCACUCUCAUUGGAGCUUGCCCUGAAGCUUCUUCACUUGUCUUUGAGUACCUUACUAAUGGUAGCCUUGAAGAUCGCCUCAAAUGUAAGGAUGGCACUCCCCCUCUAUCGUGGAAAACUCGAAUACGUAUUGCCAAGGAGAUGUGCUCCGCCCUCAUCUUCCUUCACUCCAAUGAACCUCACAGCAUAGUUCACGGGGAUCUCAAACCAUCAAACAUCCUUCUGGAUGUAAACUUUGUUAGCAAACUUGGUGAUUUCGGGAUUUCUAGCUUUAUCUCUCGUGAUGAAAGCUCAACCUACACAGACACACUUUAUUGUACAGCUCCAAAGGGAACUUUUGCCUACAUAGACCCUGAGUAUUUUGCAACUGGAGUGCUAACACCAAAGGCUGAUGUGUAUUCAUUUGGAGUUGUACUGUUACGGCUUUUGACUGGGAGACCAGCCUUGGGUUUGCCAAUGAAAGUGCAAUUUGCAUUGGAAGAGGGAGCCUUGAAUGCCAUGUUAGAUGCAUCAGCAGGUGACUGGCCUUUGGUUCAGGCAAAGCAACUCACUCAAAUGGCAUUGAGGUGCUGUGAGAUUAACAGGAAGAACCGGCCAAACCUUGAGUUAGAGGUGUGGAAACUGCUCCGCUUACUGGAGAAUCAAAUUUGACAUUGGAAAUGGUAUUGUAU
Messenger RNA from Telopea speciosissima, 2105 nucleotides. Its product is annotated as U-box domain-containing protein 33-like. The record is from RefSeq and is a predicted model, not a curated record. Lineage: Eukaryota; Viridiplantae; Streptophyta; Magnoliopsida; Proteales; Proteaceae. The transcript has 7 exons. Gene Ontology annotation, biological process: protein phosphorylation. The coding region runs from base 52 to 2085 and encodes 677 amino acids. Gene Ontology annotation, molecular function: ATP binding; protein kinase activity.